AAUUUAUGUAAUUACAAUAACCAAACCAAAUGUAGUUUAUCGCUUUAGUGUGACGUAUCCUCUGUUAAAUUACCUUAUCUUUGCUUUGUUCAUCUAAGUUAUUUGUUCUAUUGAUGAAAGUGUACUAUUUAUUAUAUGGAAACGCGUUAAGGUCUUACUAAAACUUUGUUAUUAGUGAGUUUUAAACGUUAUUUUUAAUCGAAUUGGGAAAAAAACGAGGUUUAAGGAUUUUAAAGACUUUAAUCAGUAAAAACCAUGAUGUGGCAAUUGAGAAUUCCGAAAGACGACAUUUACAAGAAAGAGAACAGCUGAUAAGAAGUAGACUGCGGGAAGUUAUUUCGGAAUAUAUUAAAUGGCCCUGCUAUUGGCAAGAGGCGGUCGAAGAAACGAAGUGACAGGUCAAUUAUUUACUGCUCCUUACUUCAAAGUGAAAACAUGGGCACUAAAAUUCGGGGCUGCAGCCAACAAAGGAUGCACCGUAUCUACUUGUGUAAGAACCAUAGCUGAGAAUUUUAAAAAUCUUGGUGCUGCUCCUGAAUGGGUAGACGCAAAUAAAAUGUUAAGUGAUAUGAGGGAAGAAGUAGAAACUAUGAUGAGCUGGAAAGCUGAUGCCAUAACGAGAAUACGGGAUGCAGCAGAAAUUGCAGUCAUGGGACAUAACUAUGAGCCAGAAAUUAAACUGGACUACAUUAAUGCAAAAUCACCCUUUGUAAAAGAAGGCAAAGAAUACAAGCCUAUAGAGUUUUAUUCGCAUAGAAAUUUUGAUGAUGUUCCAAUUAAUACAAAAUAUAGUGUUGUCCAUGUACCUACAAAUGUAUUUGAUCAAUCUUCAGAAGUACUGAAUGCCAUCAAAUGGACAGAAAGUUUAUAUCACACAUUUCUAAAUAACCUAAAUAGAGAUUCAUCACUAAUAUAUCAGUUUUUUGGUAGUGCAACUGGUUUCCUGCGGCUCUUCCCAGCUAUAAAAUGGAGAACUCCGCAUAGUGGCCCAGACAUGUAUGAUUGUAGAAUGCGACCCUGGUAUAUUCAAGCAGCUGCCUCCCCCAAGGAUAUUGUGAUAUUAUUAGAUGGCAGUGGAUCAAUGACAGGUCUUAGAAAAGAAAUUGCAAGGAAUGUAGUAUUAAAUAUUUUAGAAACUCUUAGUGAUAAUGACUUUGUUACUAUACUCAGGUUCUCUGAAAAUGUUAAAUCAGUUGUUCCAUGUUUUGAAAAUACACUUGUUCAAGCCACGGAAGGAAAUCUCAGGGAAUUCCGUGAACUUUUGAAAGAUUUGGACACGGUCAACAUAGCUAAUUUCACAUUGGGAUUAAUUACUGCCUUUGAAUUACUUCAAAAAGUUGCAAAGAGCAACGAAGGUAGCAAUUGCAAUCAAGCUAUAAUGCUUAUUACGGAUGGUGCUCCACAAACAUAUGAAAUAAUAUUUGCUCAAUAUAAUUGGCCAAAUAUACCAGUGAGAGUAUUUACUUAUUUAAUUGGAAGGGAAGUCACUGACAUGGAUGAAGUACAAUGGAUGGCUUGUCAGAAUCGAGGUUAUUAUACUCAUGUUACAACCCUUGCUGAAGUCAGAGAACAAGUUCAGAAAUAUAUUCCCGUAAUGAGUCGACCAGUAGUGUUAUCGGGAGAUCACCCAACUGUAUGGUCAUCAGUGUAUGCUGAUAUUACGGAUGUUAAACUAACUGACUGGUUGUGGCAAGAAAGAGAAAGGGAUGAAAUUCUUAAACUUAAAACAAAAAAGCGUGAAAAAAGGCAAAAAGACGUAGAAACUGUAAUGCAAGAUUAUCCAGAAGGAAACAUCUCAUCUGAUCACUAUAUGUUAGGAACAUCUCCUAAUAUUGAAUAUGCAACAGAACCAGAAGCACCUCGUCGUCCAUUAAAAAAGAAGUCUCUACAGAAUUCAUCUGCGGCUAGCAGGGCUGUACAGCUUCUGGUGACAGUGGCUACUCCAGUGUUUGACAGACGAAAUUUUUCAAAUGUAACUGAAAGAAUUAGAAGCAGCAAAAAUAUCUGGAUUGAAAGAACAAAAGAGAUGCGAGUAGCUAAUAUUUUAGGAGUAGCUGGGACAGAUGUUCCAAUUAGAGAAAUAAUUAAACUAACUCCACCUCAUAAACUUGGUGUAAAUGGUUAUUCCUUCGUUGUUACAAACAAUGGUUUUGUUUUAUACCAUCCUGAUCUCAGACCAUUGUUUCAAGAUAUGCUGAAACCUGAAUAUAACAUGGUUGAUAUGGCUGAAGUUGAAAUAGUAGAUGAUGAUAAAUUAGGUCCUCGGGAUUUCGAUGAUACAUUAUUAAUGAUCAAAAAUCUAACAAUAAAUGGACGUAUUGGUUGGAAAACAUUACCAGUAAAGCUCCAUCUUGAUGGAAUGAGAAGGGUUGUGACUAGAAAUAACUCUUACUACUACGGACCUUUGAACAAUACUCCCUUUGCGUUAGUCAUCGCCUUACCUGAACCUUAUGGACGUUAUAGAGUCAAAGGUGAAAUAGAAGUGAAAAUGAGAACAGAAGACAUAAAACAAUAUUUUAAAGGAAACAGAUGGAGAAUACACCCUGAUUGGGUGUAUUGUGAAACAGCUAAAAAAGAAGGCGAUGCCUAUAUAAGCCCUGAGGACAUAAUACGAAAUUUUCUCCAAGAAGCUAUGGGUUCUCAAAAAUUUAAAUGGAGAUCUCCAUCUACAAGACCUCCUAUAUAUGAAGUUCUUCUCUGUGAUAAAGAUCUUGUUCAGGGUCUUGUAUUUGAUGCAAAAGCAACUGAUGUAGAUGUUAAAAAAUGUGAGGCUCCUUCCUUAACCCAUCAAUAUGAGGAUCGAAUAAUUGACAUGUAUGGAAUAGUUACAACUUUUGUUGCUACUCGAAGUGGACUUUUACGGUAUGAUGAUCAUAGAUCAGAAGAAGAAAAAGGAAAUAGCACUGAAAGACCUUUCUAUGAAACUCACACAAGGGCUACGGAUGAACUCUUUUACAGAAGGGCUGUGGAUUAUUACCACAUAAACAGUACAGCUUUUGUGUUUGCAGUUCCAUUUGAUGCAGGUACUCGAAAUACAAGUUUGGUAACAGCGAGCCAGGCCAUAUUCGUUGGGAAAGGCAAGAAGCGAGCUCCAGCAGCUGUGGUUGGAGUUCAAUUGAAGCACGCGGCGUUUGUUGAGCGAUUCUUCAACGUAACAGGAACGGUAGGGAAUACGUGUAUGACAGCAUGCAAAUACAAGUGUGCAGACAAACAAAUGGAUUGCUUUUUACUAGACAACAAUGGAUUUGUUGUUGUAUCAGAAGUUCAUGAACAUACGGGGAAAUUUUUUGGAGAAAUAGAUAACGUCCUAUUUGACUCGAUGAUCCAUGGAAAAAUUUUCCGCAGGGUAAAAAUGUACGAUUACCAAGCCAUGUGCGUUGAUAUUAUCGUGCCAUCGGGUCCUGCGUCAUUUCUGAAAACGCCAUUUUACCAGAUAGGAAACAUACUGUAUUGGAUAUGGAGCAAACUGCUUUUGAUAUUUGUGCAAACAAAUGUGUUACCGUGGUUUACAGACAAUGGAAUCAAAAUGGCCCAAGCGUCAGAUUACUAUUACGAUGAUACCUAUGAAGAAGACCAAUUCACACCGAACAAAACAAGACCUCGACCUUGUGAUAAGGAAUUCUAUCUUUAUGAAAUGAGACCAACAGAUUCUUGGGAACCUACGAAAGGUGUUCUUCCAAAUUGCAGUUCAUUUGAAGAUUGCGAUAGGAACUACAUCAUACAAAAAGUUCCUUACACGAAUUUAGUAAUGGUGGUUACAUAUAGUGAGUGUGCAUGUGAUAAUAUUACAGUCUCUGAAAGUUAUAGUCAUUCUUUAGAACUAAAUGAAAUUGUAUAUGAUGAAGAAGAAAGAUGCCAAAGAAUGAGAAAUGGUACAUUGAGAAAAUUACCUGAAAAAUGCGUCCACCAUCAUCCAGAAGAAAAUAGCAUUGAACAGCAAUGCGGAUUGGGGUCCUUCUUACGUGCUUCCAUUUAUAUAGUCGUGGGUGCCUUGCUCCUCCGUCUGCUAUGAAAAUUUCGGUGUGGCCUUCAUGAAAAUUUGCAACCACGACAUAUCGCAAAUCACCCAGAGAUUGCAAUUUCAUGCCUCCUGGUUUUGAAUGUCAUAUCCUUAAAGAAAACCAAAUAAAUUAUUCUAUUUAAUUCACCGAUUGGUUGAAAAUACAAAUAUAUGACUCUUUAUCAGGUUGGAUCUAUUCCUGGACUCUGGUUGCAUUAACUGAGACUUAAGCCACGAACUUCCACUGACUCGAGAAUUAAUCCCAAAUCGAACAAGUCUCGGAUUUUAUAUCGUAAUUGUUACAUACAUCAGAGCGGUCUACUUAUUCUCAUUAUUCUUUUGGAUCUUCAAAUGGUAAAAAUGGUCAUAGGUUUUUUUUAAAAAAAAAUUAAUAAAACUUACAUGAAAUCGACAAAAAAUUAAAUGUUAAAAUCUUAUCUAGUGGACCAGAAAUUUGAGGAUCUAGUCGUUCAUGUGAUCAAAGCAUAUCACAGGCCACAUUUCUCUAUGAGUAUUAUUUUCUAGUUUAAUAAUAAAAUUUAAUAAAUUGUACCAAAAACAAAAGAAGAUAAUUAUGCCUCCUCUGAUAAGCUAUUGCUCAUGUGUUUUGGUCUAUAGCCUUCUUUAGUACUACACACCAACGAUUUCAUGAAUAGUGCAGAUGCUUGAGUUAGCAGCAACACAUUCCUUUGCAAGUGGCACUCAUAUAGCACGAUUAUUUCUCUUAGUAGAUGACGUCAGAUGCUUCAAAAGAAUCUUUGUAUACAUUUUUUCGUCUCCUGCGCAUGUUCCUUGUAACGUGGAAGAAUCCAUUUUGCGCAAUGUGUUCCGAUAACCUAUGCUUCGCGUAGAUCGGUUUUCAGUCUUUCAUUUAGUCCUUCAACUUUUAAAAAAAUGUAUUUGUUAAAAUGGUGAGUUUCUUGUUAAGUUUUUCUGAUAGUGUAUAAAAUAUUAAAUUUAUUCUAUGAUUGAUUAUACCAUACAUAUGAAGCAUAAAAAUGACUUCAACAUGAUCAACUGUUCGUUGAACUGAUAUAUUUUAAAAGUUAAUUGACGAUAGAGUUAGUUUCAGUAAAUACAUUUACUAUGAAUCAUAUCAUUGACAACUGAUUGUAAUGAUGUGAAACAUAUCCCCAAAUUUUUAAUAUCACAGAAAAACGUCCAAGGCAUAAAUUGUAGAGUUAAACGUGGAAAGUUCAGUCGACGCACAAGAAGGUUACUGUGCCACAGUCCUUAAUUGUACUUAUAAUUAGAUCAGAAUGCUCCUGACGACCGCGCCUAUAAAUUUUAAACUAAAAAAAAUCUUGCAAAAAUUUUCUCGCUCUUAUAAUUUUCUUAAGUAUUUCAAGUACUAAUUUAAAUGCUUACAAAAUUUCGUACAGAAUGCAGUUAUAUAAUUGGCAAAAACUAUUGACUAUUCAUAAAAUUGUUUUUGAGGACUCAUAAAUUAAAAGUUAUGUGAAUGCUCUAUCUACUUUAUAACAGACAGCUAAGUUAUGCGCUUGAUCAAAUAAGAAUUUAUAAAAUUUUAAUAAGCUUCUACGAAAUGAAGAAAAUGUGUAUAUAUUUAGAAUAAUGAAACAAUCUUUUUAAAUAAAUGAGACACAUUUUAAUUGGCUGUUCCUCUUAAUAAUAAGCUUAAUUUCUUGCAUGAUUUUUUUUAAUAAAAAACUAAAUGUAAUCUGUAAAUAUCAAUUUGGAAUAUUACAAACGCGGGAAUAAAAACAUUUACAAUCAUCCAAACCUUUAGCAACCGAUAAGUAUCAGUUCACUAAUUCUCAAGUUUAAAGAAAAUAUUUUUAAAAAAAUAAUAGUUGGGAAUUUACUCUAUUAAUAAGCCCGAAUAUAUAUAAAUUAACGUUUUAAAUUAUUGGCUGAUAAAAUGCUUAAUUUUUGAGUCCUUACUAAACUGGUUUUAAUUUGCAUGCAUAAUUAUUAAAAAGUUGUUUGAAACAAAUAUGAAAAUAUUAUAAUUUAAAUUAAUUUUACAAUAAGCAAGGUUGCUAUGAGUUAAAUAAACAACUUCUCAUGCUUGAAAUGUAUUGUUAUAAAUGUGAAAUGCCGUUUUAUAUAUUAUACAACAGACACGCACUAUACAGUGCUUGAAUCAUAUCCUUCCUUAUGUUUUUUUUUCUUUUGCCACAGUGCUUUAGCUGGUAAUUAUUGUGUGACGCUAUUUUCAUGUUUCUCAUCGUACUAUAUCAUAUCUUGAACACGAUGUUUAGUGUUUUGAAGUUGUUUUUUAAAAUAUUUUCUCCCUCAAAGCUGUUAUUUUGUGACAUAAAAAUAAGUUUUUUUUAUGCCUUUUGUAUGUUUCGGCGUAGCAUCUCCAGUCUUUUUCAUGAGAUACAAUCUAAAAAUAAAAGAAACUGUUUUCAAAUUUUUA
Messenger RNA from Parasteatoda tepidariorum (common house spider), 6386 nucleotides. The record is from RefSeq and is a predicted model, not a curated record. Lineage: Eukaryota; Metazoa; Arthropoda; Arachnida; Araneae; Theridiidae.